This is a messenger RNA of Daldinia childiae, 2433 nucleotides long. RefSeq lists its product as uncharacterized. The record is from RefSeq and is a predicted model, not a curated record. Bases 1 to 2433 code for a protein of 810 amino acids. Lineage: Eukaryota; Fungi; Ascomycota; Sordariomycetes; Xylariales; Hypoxylaceae. The transcript has a single exon.
AUGCCCGUUUUCCAAGUAGACCUAGAGCGGAGGGAGUCUGUUGAGCAGUCACUAGCGCCCGCCAUGGCACCACCAGCAGAUCAAUUCCACAAUAGCAGCGCUUUAAGGAGGAAGCAAUCGGAGGAGAGUAUCAGUACCGAGUUAUGCGAGGGUCCGAUCCCAGAUAGUCCAACACCUCAAACACCAGAGCGAAAUUCACCGACCGAGUGUUCCGAUAGAUCGGAACUGAUCGAGCGAUUAAAGAGAGGCGAGAGCCCAACUUGGAAGCCAAGUCGACAUGUUGGUAGUCAUAUUUCACCUAAUACCUUCCAAUCUACUAACUUAGCUGGGAACCAGUUCGGAUCGAUAUGGGGUCAACAGCCAGCAUCUCCUACUCGAAGUCCAAAACACUCGGCGGCAGAUUCACCGAUUCUACUACCUUCAGCUACAAUAACCCCGGAGAGGCAAAGCGCCGGCUUGAAUGACGAGACAAGACAACGAGAGGGACUAAGUAUCGAGCGUCCUCGUUCAGCUCUUCAUAGUGGUGACUUUACACACGACGAAUCUUCUGAGGACGCUAGUGUCAUACCAGAUCACCAACAAACUCAAAAGGGGCAAGAUUUUGAAGGUAUUAGUGAGUCAUGGUUAACUACUCCGCCUCUAAAACUUGUUACUCGCUUCCCCCUCGAAAGCCAGCAGAUCUCGGCGAGGAGACCAGAUGAGACACACCCAAGUUUUUCUCCUUUAUCUUCUUCUAUUUCUUCAAGCUUCAUCUAUAAGCCACCUACUAGCCCUUUAGUCCAGUCAGAAAGUAAUGACGAUAUUGAUCUGACAUCCCCUAUGGAUGGCAUUGAUAUCAGUUCAACCCUCUCUGUAAAUUCGCGCCGGCAUACAUUCAUGUCAUCUUAUUCAAAUCCAUACGCUAUCCCCUAUAGCCCAUCACCAAGACAGCCGCCUCUACGCCAAGAGAGAACGUUUCCUUACCAAGCACAUCAACCACGGCGAUCUCUCGCUUCAACUCCUAAUUUCCCCACGGCUGCAUCUUCACCGCAGACCCCUGCUUUCUUCCGGUCAAGACGCCCGUCAUUUAGCUCAGAAAUAUCACCCAUCCAACAUGCUUCUAUGGUAGGGUCUUAUGAAGAAAGUAUCUUACGCGGACGAAUGUCUACAACCCCUUCAAAGCCUCUCGAUUUCUUAGCCCAGAUUGGCGUGCUCGGGUUGGGUAAGUGCAAGCCAAGCUUACGAUGUCCGUCCCAUGUGACAUUGCCUUUCCCUGCCGUGUUCUAUAGCUAUGCCAACUCUUCUCACGGGCGCUCUAAAGUUGAAGAUGGGCCGAGUCCGUAUGUUGGCCAGAUUGACUUGGAGAAUGGUCUUCCGAAUCAAGAAGAGGAGGCGAGGUCAAAGCGAAAGCUGCAAAGCCGGGUUUUAGACCGAAAGAUGGAAGACGAUAAGACGGAAGUGAGCAACCGUCCCGCAGAGCCGUCGGAGCGUGACCCGCGCAGAGCUCAGCGAUCCAAACGUAGGUCCAGUUCUCCCAGGGCGCCACCGGGUGGUAGCUAUCGUAUUCCCGAGAAGGGGCAAGUUCAGAUUGUGAUCAAAAACCCAAAUAAAACCGCUGUCAAACUAUUUCUUGUUCCGUACGACCUAGCGGGGAUGGAGCCUGGUACAAAGACUUUUAUUCGGCAGCGAAGCUAUUCGGCUGGUCCGAUCAUUGACAAUAUGCCUAAAACGAAAGAUAGCGAGACCACAGACAGGCCAAUUCUUAGGUAUCUCGUUCAUCUGCAUAUAUGUUGUCCUUCGAAAGGUCGGUAUUAUUUGUACAAAAGUAUUAGAGUUGUAUUCGCAAACCGCGUGCCUGAUGGGAAAGAGAAACUUCGAAAUGAGAUUUCUGUACCGGAGCCCAAAUUCACUAGCUACAAACCGAUCAGAGUUAUGCACCCUCCUAUCUCAGGAGGUUCUGGUCCCGGUGCCAGCCUGGCUGCUGAUAAGGCGUUUAGACGACGUAGCUCUGGAUUCCACUUCGGCGUUCCCGGCCAAGUGUAUGAUGCGGCUGGCGGGUUCCCCCAGAGUCACACGCCGCAUCAAACCUUUGUAUCAGAUUUUGCAGGUCAUAACGCGCCAGUUGAACCGGUACCUCUUAGGCAUAGUGGAAUAAGGAGCAUAGUGGAUGAAGCCAGCAACGCAGGUCCUGCUGACCCCUUGUCACCAGAUUCAUCCCAGACCAGCCGGCCAACUACGCAGUACUCGAGCGAUGUAUCGAGUUGGGGUGGGCCAGACGCCCAAAUUGACAAAUACAACAAACUUAAUAAGGGUGAUGUAGGCUAUGGGGGUAAUGCAUUUGCCCACCUGAUUAACGGCAACACUGGUGUUGCCGAGGGCCUACUAUCUCAGCGAUUGCGAUCUCUAGGCGUUGAUGGCCAGAUAGACCAGGAGUCUGGGACAAUAGAGGAAUAG